AUAGCAGAAAUUAGAGGUGACAAAUGUCAGGCCCCGAGUGCUGCUCAAACCCACCGAUCCUCGACCCAAACUCUGGAGCAGGCCACGUUCAAAAACUCGGUGGUCUCAACUCUUAUGUCAGCGGCCUCUCCUGUUCUAAGCACGCCAUUCUUUUGGUGUCAGAAGUUUUUGGUGCUACUUGUUUGUUAUACAGGAAGCUUGCAGACAAGAUUGCAGCUAAAGGGUACUAUGUAGUGGUACCUGACUUCUUGUAUGGAGAUCCCUUUGCCUACGAAAAAGCCAGCAGACCUCUGCCAGUUUGGCUAAAAGAUCAUGAGCCAGACAAAGCAUUUGAAGAUGCAAAACCAGUAAUUGAAGCCUUAAAAAGCAUAGGCGCUUUGUCUAUCGGGGCUGCAUCUUUUUGUUGGGGUGCAAAGUGUGUUGUAGAACUUGCCAAGUCUGGAAUGAUUCAAUCUGCUGUGCUAUUUCAUCCAUCAUUUGUCACUGUGGAUGACAUCAAGGGGGUUAAUAUACCAAUUGCAAUACUUGGAGCUGAGAUUGACCAAUACUGCCCUCCAGAACUAGUGAAACAGUUUGAAGAGGUCCUAACUGCUCAGCUUGGGGAUGAUUGCUAUGUGAAGGUGGUUCCUAAGGUGUCUCAUGGAUGGACUGUGAGGUACAACAUGGAAGAUGAAGCAGCUGUGAUGGCUGCAGAGGCGGCCCAUCAGAAAUUAUUGGCCUGGUUCGCUGAGCAUGUUCGCUGAAUUUGCCAAACAAAACUGCUCUAUGAUGAGCAGCCAGCCUUUUGUGGUUAUGUGUGUGGAUCAGCCACUCUUAAGCAUGUAACGUUUGAUUAAUGUAGUGUUCACCUUUUCAUCCAAUAAAAAACUAUGAGAGACUCUUGUGUAUUUUCCGCAUAGGAGGAGGUUUGAACUUUUUUUUUGUAUAUGGAAAUAAAUA
Molecule: messenger RNA, 939 nt
Organism: Neltuma alba
Lineage: Eukaryota; Viridiplantae; Streptophyta; Magnoliopsida; Fabales; Fabaceae
Product: endo-1,3;1,4-beta-D-glucanase-like
Exons: 6
Coding region: 24-743 (239 amino acids)
Molecular function (GO): hydrolase activity
Source: RefSeq, a predicted model, not a curated record